Molecule: messenger RNA, 513 nt
Organism: Heterostelium album PN500
Lineage: Eukaryota; Evosea; Eumycetozoa; Acytosteliales; Acytosteliaceae
Exons: 2
Coding region: 1-513 (170 amino acids)
Source: RefSeq, a predicted model, not a curated record
AUGGGUGUAGAUCGAUCUGCUAUCCUAAUAUAUACAUUACAAACUGUUAAGUUAUUCGAUGAUAUGAUAGUAACAAAUGAAAAAUGGUUAGAAUUAUCAACAGAAUUUGGAAAGCAAUACUGUACUCUUUUUAACAACAAUAUCACAUCCUACCUAGAUUUAUUCAUCGCUCAUUUUGGGGAUAUCUUAAAAAGGUUUGGAGGAUCGUUGGAGCGUUUGGCAAACUUUGGAAUUGAAAAUAGGCAUAAGUUCAUCAAGCUUAUUUUUUCCUGUUCAAACUUUCAUUUUGCUACUGAAACAUUUUACAAGACUCUGUUCCUAAAAUGCUAUCGUUGGUCGCGACCAAUAUCAAGAUCACAAGACAAGGAGAAGAGCGAUCUCUUUGAUGAUUGUACUGAUACUAUACCACAUGAAAAUCAAAGCUCAUCUAACCAAGUUUUAGAAAUUUAUACAUCUGAUAGUAAUAAUUCUACAAGUUCAUUUUCAAAAAAUUCUACCAAUAAACGUAAAUGA